Messenger RNA from Thlaspi arvense, 552 nucleotides. NCBI's taxonomy places the organism in Eukaryota, Viridiplantae, Streptophyta, Magnoliopsida, Brassicales, Brassicaceae. The record is from the annotation of a GenBank genome assembly.
AUGGAAAUCCCUUCAGCCCUAGACAAAAACGUUAUCCUCUCAAGCACCACCCAUCUUCCAAACACCCACAGGAGUUCCCCCAUUUCUACUCCCGCACAAGAACACAUGGCAACCCUCCAUUUCACUUCUCCCUCCUUCGGCCUCACUAGGCUCAGAAACCACACCCAUCAACCCACCCUCCUGCGGCUAAACCUCCGGACAACCCUCCGGACGACCAGGGCCAGGCACACCAUUGUCCGGGCAUACAAAGUGGUAAUCGAGCACGAAGGUCAAGCCACGGAGCUGGAGGUGGAUCCUGACGAGACGAUUCUAUCCAAGGCACUAGACUCGGGCCUCUCCCUGUCUCACGACUGCAAGCUCGGCGUGUGCAUGACCUGCCCGGCGCGACUUGUCAGCGGCGCUGUCGACCAGAGCGAAGGCAUGCUCAGCGACGACGUCGUAGAGCGUGGGUAUGCUCUGUUGUGCGCCUCGUACCCGAGAUCCGAUUGUCGCAUCAGGACGAUCCAGGAGGAAGAGCUGCUCUCGCUGCAACUGGCAACUGCCAAUGAUUGA